Messenger RNA from Acanthopagrus latus (yellowfin seabream), 2501 nucleotides. RefSeq names its product SPT2 chromatin protein domain containing 1 (gene spty2d1). The record is from RefSeq and is a predicted model, not a curated record. The transcript is spliced from 7 exons. The coding region runs from base 153 to 2264 and encodes 703 amino acids. Gene Ontology annotation, molecular function: histone binding; DNA binding. Gene Ontology annotation, biological process: regulation of DNA-templated transcription; nucleosome assembly. Gene Ontology annotation, cellular component: nucleolus. NCBI's taxonomy places the organism in Eukaryota, Metazoa, Chordata, Actinopteri, Spariformes, Sparidae.
AAUUAAUCGCGGAUCGUUCCGGCGACCUUCUGUCAAGAUUAAUCGGCCCCGCUGACUCUGACUGACGCGCCUCACAAAGACGGAAGUACGUAGAAGUGCAUCCUCUCGCUUCCACAGACUAACACAGCCAGUUGAAAUCACCUGCUGCCAAGAUGAUGGACUUUGAUAAUAUUUUGGACAUCGCCUCGCAAAACCAGGGUGUGGGCAGCGUGAGUAAACCGCAGAAGAGAUACAGUUUACAAGCUGGACCACCUAAAAAGGACCCGAGGUCGAAGGGCGUCAAUCCUGCUGCUAUUCAGGCUCUUCUGAAGAAGCAACACCAAGAGAACAAGAAGAAAGAAAUUCAACAAAAGAAACAGAAGGAGGUUCUACUCGCCAAGAGGGUGGAGUUGAAGUCUGACCGGAAAGCGCGAGCCAUGGCAUCCAGAACUAAGGACAAUUUCAGAGGCUACAAUGGCAUCCCAGUCGUAGAACUUCCUAAGAAGAGGAGGACAAAACAAGAAAUGGCAGAGGAAAGAUUUAGGAAUAACUCACUUGACCCGGAGGAUGAUGAGGAUAAUUAUGAGUAUGAGCAGACAGAUUCUGAGCCGGAUCAGGAGCCAGAGCCGCCACGACCAGGGAAAACCACAGGUGUUGGUGGCAGCAGUAGCAGCAAACCCCCCUCUAAAAAAUCCAGUGGGCCGCCCAAGCCCCCUCCAGCUGGCUUUAACUAUGCAGACUUGCUUAAAUUGGCAGAGAAGAAGCAAUUUGAGCCAGUUGAGCUAAAAGCCAAGACAGUGAAAAAGGAUGAAAGGCUCCGCACAGCUGAUGAGAUGAGGGAGCUGGAGAUGGAGCGCAGGGCUAAGAGACCAGACAGAGACCGAGACUCAAAGACAGAAAGGGAAAGAGACAGCAAGCUCCAGUCUAGCUCUAGUUCAAUAAGAAAAGGCACCACAGAGAGAGAGCAGAAGAACUCGAAGCCCAGCGGGUUGGGAAAGAAGUCGCACCAAACAUCGUCUAGCGAUAAAAGCCACUCUUCUUCAAAACCAACUGUUGCUAACAGAGAACGAGAUGGACCGAAGAUGUCUCACAAUGAUAGAGACAGAUCCAAGACGGGCUACUCUACUUCAUCCAGUGCCACAAACACUAAAGUUCCUUCGAAAGCCACAUCUUCUCAGGUUUCAGCCAAACAAUCAUCCUGCCACAAAGCCAGCACCUCAAGUGACCUUAGCAGUAAAAAAGAGAGUUCAUCAUCAUUUCAAGGAAGAGCUUCAGGUAUUCCAGGGACCAGGCCUCCUGGUGCAGCUGUAACAGGCCAAAAAUCUCAACAGAACAGGUCCAGUCAGGGUGGCCCGUCUAAGCAGGGACCUACAGUUGGAGGCCAAAAGUCUAUGAAGGGAGAACCCGCGAGGCCUGGAAUAAAUUCUGCUGUAAGAUCGAGUGGUAAUUCAGCGACGAGACCUUCGGCAGGUGGCCCUCUUAAGACCGCGAGCCAACUUCAGGGCAGGCCUGGAGGCCAACCCCAGGCCAGGCCUGGAGGCCAACCCCAGGCCAGACCUGGAGGCCAACCCCAGGCCAGACCUGGAGGUCCACCCCAGGCCAGACCUGGAGGUCCACCCCAGGCAAGAGCUGGUGGUGUCCCACAGAACAGACCUGCUGGAAGGGGCAUGCAGGGUCACCCUGGAGGUAGUGGGUCCCGUCCCCCAGGGAUUGGACCUGGUCGGCCUGGCAUUGGAGGACCAGUACCGGGACGAUCGUCUGGCACUGUUGGAUCAGGGCCUGGUAGACCAAAGUGCACCGUGGUCUCAGAGACAAUCUCAUCCAAGAAUUUCGGUGGACCCAGACCGGGAGUCCCUCCUCGACCUGGGAUGCCUCAGAGACCUGGGAUGCCUCAGAGACCCGGGAUGCCAAUCAGACCAGGAAUGCCUCCCAGACCAGGAAUGAACAGACCCCCAGGUACAAUGCUGCCACCCAUCACCUCUGCAUACAAGAGAAAAUAUGAGGACGAGGAAGACGAGUAUGACUCAGAAAUGGAUGACUUUAUUGACGAUGGGGGUGAAGAGCAAGAUGAAAUUUCCCAGCACAUUAAGGAAAUCUUCGGUUAUGAUCGAAACAAAUACAAGGACGAGAGCGACUAUGCGCUUAAAUUCAUGGAGAGUAGUUGGAGAGAUUUGCAGAAAGAGGAGGCCAGGAGCCUGAAAAUGGCUGUCCAGGAAGAUCUGGAGGAACAGAGAAAAGAGGAAGAGGAGCUAAAAAGGAGUAUCAAGAGGAGAAAAAAGAACUGACGCUGCUUUGCCGAUGAACUGAAUUUUUUUUUUUUUUUAAAAAAAAGGAAACACUGACAUGACAGGAGUGUGUGUCUGCGUACACAGAAGGGCAGUGACUGUGUCCACCUCGGCCUUCGUUGCUUUCUCUCUGCUUCUCCCGUUGUGAUUGGACAAGAACUGAGUGGAUCGACACAUGUCAUUGGCUCAAGAGGAAAAUAAUAAAAAAAAAAAAAAAAGGCAAAGACGAAAUAUGCA